Sinocyclocheilus grahami is the source of this 1923-nucleotide messenger RNA. RefSeq names its product wiskott-Aldrich syndrome protein family member 1-like. Gene Ontology annotation, cellular component: SCAR complex; cytoskeleton. The coding region runs from base 187 to 1395 and encodes 402 amino acids. Lineage: Eukaryota; Metazoa; Chordata; Actinopteri; Cypriniformes; Cyprinidae. Gene Ontology annotation, biological process: positive regulation of Arp2/3 complex-mediated actin nucleation; actin cytoskeleton organization. Gene Ontology annotation, molecular function: actin binding; Arp2/3 complex binding; protein kinase A regulatory subunit binding. The record is from RefSeq and is a predicted model, not a curated record. The transcript is spliced from 9 exons.
CAUGGACGGUCCUCGAGUCCCGAGCUCCAGGGAGUCACACUCGCUGUGUAUCAGUACUGUGUUUCUGCAAUGAACACCGCGCGACUGAACCGACAGGAAUAUCUUAAGGAAUAACCUCGGGAAAACAUGGAAUAAUACGAGUACAUAACAUUUAGUCAGGUGUGGUGAGCGAGCGAGAGCGUCAGGAUGCCGCUGGUCAAGCGCAGUAUCGAGCCUCGUCACCUGUGUCACACAGCUCUGCCACACAGCAUCAAGAACGAGCUGGAGUGUGUGACCAACAUCUCUCUGGCCAACGUGAUCCGACAGCUGAGCAGCCUGAGUAAAUAUGCGGAGGAUUUGUUCGGCGAGCUCUUUAAUGAAGCUCAUUCCUUCUCAUUUCGAGUGAAUUCACUUCAGGAGAGAGUCGACCGCCUGUCAAUCAGCGUCACUCAACUCGACCCCAAAGAGGAGGAGUUGUCUCUUCAGGACAUCACCAUGAGGAAGGCCUUCCGCAGCUCCAUCAUUCAGGACCAGCAGCUGUUUGAGCGUCAGUCUCUUCCCUUCCCCAUGCAGGAGACAUACGAGCUGUGCGAACAACCUCCACCGCUGAACAUCCUCACGCCCUACAGGGAUGAUGGGAAGGAAGGGCUGAAGUUCUACACCAACCCGUCGUACUUCUUCGACCUGUGGAGAGAGAAGAUGCUGCAGGACACAGAAGACAAGAGGAAAGAGAGGCGGAAACAGAAGUUGCAGGAUCCCCACAUGUAUGAUCAGGUCUAUAAAUAUCUGGACCUUCCAGUGCAGCUGAAGAACAUCGACCGUCCUCAUGACCAGGAGAAGAUCCCGCGGGCGCCUCACGACCGCAAGAAGGAUUGGCAGAAGAUGGCUCUGGGGCCGGAGCUCGCCGCGGACGAAUCCGAAGACAAACACAAAGACACCAACGGAUCAGCAGCCUACCACGAGCACAGGGCUCCGCCCCUUCACUCAUCUCCCGCCCGCGGACAGCUGGACAAGACUCCGCUCACAGCUGGAGACGGAAUGGUUUUGCCACCUCCUCCGCCGCCGCCUCCUCUGCCCCUCCCAGGAAACAGAGGCUCCUCCCCCUGCACAUCCUCAGGCCCGCCCACCUUGCCUUCCUUCCCAUCAGGAGCGGUUUCGUCGCCGCCCACUCACUCGGGUCACGAGGUCAAGAGGUAUCCAUCCAACCUGCCGCCAAUCAGCGACGCCCGCAGCGUUCUAUUGGAAGCCAUCCGUAAAGGGAUCCAGCUGAGGAAGGUGGAGGAGCAGCGGGAGCAAGAGGCCAAACACGAGCGCGUGGGGAACGACGUGGCCACGAUCCUGUCGCGCCGCAUCGCGGUGGAGUACAGCGACUCCGAGGACGAGGACGAGUUCGACGAGGUCGACUGGAUGGAAUGAGACGAAGACGAACGUCACGAAAUCUCAGCUAACCUUCUUCCCACAAACACUCUCCGAUCCGUCGCAGACUAAUUCAGGAAACAUCGGGACUGCGGACGACUGUAUUCAACGUUCCCAGAAUGCUUUGCUUUAAUGUUUUUUAACCACUUGUUGUGCAAUUGAUGAAUGAAAACCGGUCAUAUUUCUUUCAUUUGAAUUCAUCCGUCUUUUGUUGUUAUAGUUGGGCGCGAGAGACGACAGCGGCCUCUUCUGGUCACGACAGGAACGUCUCGAUGUGACGGAUGAUUAUUAUACUUUCUAUAUCAUCUAAACCGUUCUUCCUUUACAGAGACGUGAUGUUGGAUGUCACGGUGUGCUUGCGAUGGACAAAGUCAAAGGGGAAAAAAUGAAGGAACGUUUUUAUUAACGUGACAAGACGACUAAAAUACAUGCCUGAAUCUCUUUUCCAGGUUAUAUUUCACCUCACACUAAAUAUUGAAAAAAAAUUCAAUAAACAAAUGAAAUUAAAUAUGUAAUCCCCAUUAGGAU